GAGACUCCAAACCACCUCUUGACAAUGGGCAACUGGGUGGUUAACUACUGGUUCUCAGUUUUGUUUCUGGCUACUUGGUUGGGGCUGAAUGUUUUCCUGUUCAUGCAUGCCUUCCUGUCAUAUGAAAAAGCCGAUAAGUAUUUUUAUACAAGAGAAAUCCUGGGGUCGGCGUUGGCCUGGGCCCGAGCCUCUGCUCGCUGCCUGAAUUUUAACAGCAUGCUGAUCCUGCUUCCUGUGUGUCGAAAUCUGCUGUCCUUCCUGAGGGGCACCUGCUCAUUUUGCAGGCAUGCUCUGAGAAAGCAACUGGAUCACAAUCUCACCUUCCACAAACUGGUAGCAUAUAUGAUCUGCCUACACACAGCUAUUCAUAUCAUUGCACACCUGUUCAACUUUGAACACUACAGCAGAAGCCGAUGGGCCACAGAUGGAUCCCUUGCUUCCAUUCUCUCCACCCUAUCUCAACAAGAGAGAGAUGAAGAUUCUUGGAUAAAUCCUAUCCAGUCCCCAAACAUGACAGUGGAGUAUGUGACAUUUACCAGCAUCGCUGGUGUCAGUGGAGUGAUCAUCACAAUAGCUCUGGUUCUCAUGGUGACUUCAGCUAUGCAGUUUAUCCGGAGGAGUUAUUUUGAGGUCUUCUGGUAUACUCACCAUAUUUUUAUCAUCUACUUCAUUGGUUUAGGGAUUCACGGCAUUGGUGGAAUUGUCCGAGGUCAAACAGAAGAGAGCCUGAAUGAGAGUCAUCCACACAAGUGUGCAGAAUUUUUAGAGCAGUGGGAUGAUCAUGACUCCCACUGCAAGCAUCCCCGAUUUGAAGGGCUCCCUGCUGAGUCUUGGAAGUGGAUACUUGCACCAGGCAUUCUUUAUAUCUUUGAAAGGAUUCUCCGAUUUUAUCGUUCAAAGCAGAAGGUUGUGAUUACCAAGGUUGUCAUGCACCCAUCCAAAGUUUUAGAAUUGCAGAUGAGCAAGCAUGGCUUCAUCAUGGAAGUGGGACAGUAUAUUUUUGUUAAUUGUCCUUCAAUCUCUUACUUGGAAUGGCAUCCCUUUACUCUGACCUCUGCUCCAGAGGAAGACUUCUUCUCCAUUCAUAUCAGGGCAGUGGGAGACUGGACAGAAAAUCUCAUAAGGGCUUUUGAGCAACAGCAUUCACCAAUUCCCAGGAUUGAGGUGGAUGGUCCUUUUGGCACUGUCAGUGAAGAUGUUUUCCAGUAUGAAGUGGCUGUAUUGGUUGGAGCAGGAAUUGGGGUCACCCCCUUUGCUUCCAUCUUAAAAUCUAUCUGGUACAAGUUUCGGCACGCAGAUCACAACCUUAAAACACAAACGAUCUAUUUCUUCUGGAUCUGCAGGGAGACAGGUGCCUUUGCCUGGUUCAGUGACCUAUUGGCUUCUCUGGAACAUGAGAUGGAAGAAUUAGGCAAAGUGGAUUUUCUAAACUACCGUCUCUUUCUCACUGGAUGGGACACCAACAUUGCUGGUCAUGCCGCAUUAAACUUUGACAAGGCCACUGACAUCCUGACAGGUCUGAAACAGAAAACCUCAUUUGGGAGACCCAUGUGGGACAAUGAGUUUUCUACAAUAGCUAAUGCCCACCCCAAGUCCGUGGUGGGAGUCUUUUUAUGUGGUCCUCAGACUUUGGCAAAGAGCCUGAGCAAAUGCUGUCACCAAUACUCCAGUCUAGAUCCUAGGAAGGUUCAAUUCUACUUCAACAAAGAAGAUUUCUGA
Neofelis nebulosa (Clouded leopard) is the source of this 1719-nucleotide messenger RNA. It is a transcript of the gene NOX1, whose product is annotated as NADPH oxidase 1. Gene Ontology annotation, cellular component: NADPH oxidase complex; plasma membrane. The coding region runs from base 25 to 1719 and encodes 564 amino acids. NCBI's taxonomy places the organism in Eukaryota, Metazoa, Chordata, Mammalia, Carnivora, Felidae. The transcript has 13 exons. The record is from RefSeq and is a predicted model, not a curated record. Gene Ontology annotation, biological process: superoxide anion generation; defense response. Gene Ontology annotation, molecular function: superoxide-generating NAD(P)H oxidase activity.